AUGCUGCAGGAAGAGAAAUGGGGCACACAGACCCGGCCUCUGCCCCCCUUCCUAGUAUCUUCUGUAGCCAUUUCCCCAUCCCUUAUGCCUUUCAUGGCAGUCAUACCAAAGCUUGUCUUCAUCCCUAGCGAUGCACCGCCUCAGUCUCCGCCAGCCAAUCCGGCCUCUCCGGUGGUUGCGCGCUCCGCCCCCUCCAUCCGAGCCCGCGCCGGCCUUCUCCGCUCCGCCCGCCUCACUCCUUUCUGGGCGGUUGGGCAGCGCGCCUGUCCGGGCGGGGCGCUGAGCGAGCGACCCAGCCUCUGGGACGCGGUGGCGGCGGUUGCGGCGGCGGCGGCGGCUGGGUCUGCCCAGACUGUGGCGGAGGCGGUGGCUGAGGUGGAGGCGGAAGGAGGCGGCGGCUGCAGAGGGGGGAAGAUGGCGGCGUCUGUCCUGCUGAGAGUGUCGGUGCCGCCGUGGGAGCUGGUGGCCUGGUACGCCGUGUGCCCUUCCGGGAUACUGCUCUAUUUCUACACCGACCACGUGGAGCGGGAGAAGGAGUGGGACCCCGAGCACCGGACCCUCUGCAACCUGGAGUCCUGGGGAAAGUGCUCCGCCGCCCUUGCCUCCAGAAUCCUUACCCAGAGUCCAGCGCCUCGUUCCUGUCCAGGAUCACCUUCUGGUGGAUCACAGGGUUGAUCAUCCGGGGCUACCACCAGCCCCUGGAGAGCAGUGGCCUCUGGUCCUUAAACAAGGAGGACACAUGGGAACAAGUCAUGCCUGUUUUGGUAAAGAACCAGAAGAAGAAAUGCGCCAAGUCUAGGAAUAGGUGACAAGUAUUUGUUCAGCACCUGCUGUGCAUUGUUUUAUGUACUGAGGAUACAGCAGCCCACCUGGAGCUCACAUUCUAGUGGGGAAAGAAAAUAAAGAAAAUUGGGAAUACAUAGCCAGCAGAAUUUGAAAACAUAACGAAACACCAAGGAAGAAAAGUCAUAGAAAAAGAAAAAAAUUUAAAAAGCAUUAUGGAAAUAGGCAGAAAUACUAGCCUAAAGGGAAAACAAAACUGGGAAGUUAAGUAAUUUCUCUCCAAGACUUGUCAAAUCUUGGUUUUGUAAAACUUCCAGUCCUAUGGCCAAACCUUUACCCUGCCCUAAAGACUUUGAUGGUUAAUUUUUUAAAAAAAGAUGCUGGUUACCACAAAAAUUGUCAGAUUUAUUAAGACAAAAUCAAGGACUAACCUCAUUUCUAACAGUAACCUAAAAUGAGAGCUUAACUUAUUUAGACUCAUUAAUUUAAACAUUAAUUAAAACAAUCUGAGUACUCUUAUUCAGACCUAUACCUUGAUCAAAGUGCUGCACAGAUAUCUCUAUCAAUCUGUACUCAGGAGCAAAAGAAAAGAUUUGAAAGCCAGAUAGGCUGGCGGUCAAACUGUGGGUCAGCUGCUUUGUCAACUAUGGGAUCAUGAUCCAAUUAAUCAACCUCUCUAAACCACAGCUGCCUAUUUAAUAAAUAGUAGGUUAUAAGAAAACACAAGUUGUGAUGGCUUUAUGAGAUAAAUGCAUAGCACACAAUAGGGUAUUUAGCCCAGAAUACAACACUCAAUAGAUAUUAGUUUCUUUCAUCUAUAUUUUCUUAGUUAAUAUAAUUUUUUAAAUCUGUAAAAUCCUACCUGACUGCAGAUUCUUCAGAACUCCUGGAAUCUAUUAAAGGAAAAGGUAAAAUGCAUUUUAAAGAAUGUGUAGAUUAUUAAAACCAAAAGAAAGUAUAGCCAUACAUGCCUUUAAUUUCAACUAUUUGGAGGCCGAGAAAGGAGGAUCACUUGAGAAACCCAGAAGUUUGAGACCAGUUUAGGAAACAUAGCGAGACUCUGCCUUCAUUAAAAAAAAAAAAAAAA
Messenger RNA from Cebus imitator (Panamanian white-faced capuchin), 1870 nucleotides. RefSeq lists its product as uncharacterized. The record is from RefSeq and is a predicted model, not a curated record. NCBI's taxonomy places the organism in Eukaryota, Metazoa, Chordata, Mammalia, Primates, Cebidae. Gene Ontology annotation, biological process: peptidyl-glutamic acid carboxylation; vitamin K metabolic process. Gene Ontology annotation, molecular function: vitamin-K-epoxide reductase (warfarin-sensitive) activity. The transcript has 6 exons. Bases 1 to 675 code for a protein of 224 amino acids.